This is a messenger RNA of Aspergillus nomiae NRRL 13137, 588 nucleotides long. RefSeq lists its product as uncharacterized. The record is from RefSeq and is a predicted model, not a curated record. Lineage: Eukaryota; Fungi; Ascomycota; Eurotiomycetes; Eurotiales; Aspergillaceae. The transcript is spliced from 4 exons. Bases 1 to 588 code for a protein of 195 amino acids.
AUGUACGCCAUCACCAAAUAUUGCAACUUCAGUAUAAUGUCCUCCCAGGCGCUUCAAGACAAUAACGAUACCCACGAUGAUUAUGACUUGCGCUUGGGCUUUAAGUUAGUAUUUAUCCCUUUUUCCAAUGACAGCGCCCAAGACUCCAGUGGCGUUAGUAAUGACAACGGUGGUGAAGACAAUUUUGAUUCCAAGGACUUUGAUAAGGCAUUGAGCCAGUUCUUCGAUUUCAACGAUCUCGGAUUCAACAUGGUUACCUGGAUGAAAGAACAGGGCGACAUUGAUGUCCAUUUCGGGUUCGAUGCGAACAUGGGAUACUUUCUCAUUGUCUACGAUAUGCGUCUCGCGGCCUAUAUUCCCGACGGGACUGAAUUCGACGAUGUCCGAUAUGCCGUAUCAGCAGACGGUACUGGGGCCUAUUUCACGGCUUAUACUGGGACUCAUAGACAGGGACGACGUGUCGGUGUUGAGACGAUGAGGAAGCUCUGGAAGGCUUAUGGAGUCUACGAGGAAGGCAACCGUGGGUUGGCAAUGGCUAGUCUGCCUGACCUCGAAAAUCCGCAUGGGGUUGAAGAUCAUAUGGAAUAA